AUGGUCACCUUAGUUUCUAACGACAACAAAAAGUUUGAAGUCCCCAAGGACGUUGCCUACAAAUCUGUUCUCAUCAAGAAUAUGGUUGAGGAUAUUGGUGAUGAAAAUGCUGAAAUUCCCCUUCCUCGUGCCCAGGCUUCUGUUUUGGAGAAGGUCAUUGACUACUGCACAUAUCACAAGGACGAUCCUCCUCUUCCUGCUCCUGUCCAGAAAACCCAGGACGACCAACCCGACCGCAUUCGUCGUACGACUGAUAUCAUUGAAUGGGAUUACAACUUUAUGAAUCUUGAGAAUCCUGUCAUUUUUGAAAUCAUGCUUCUUGCAAACUACCUUGAUAUUGUUCCUCUGUUUGAGCUAACUUGCAAGACUGUGGCAAACAAGAUUAAGGGCAAGAGUCCUGAGCAACUCCGUGAGAUUUUUGGCAUUGAGAAUGACUUUACUCCUGAGCAGUUGGAUGAGAUUCGUCGUGAGAAUGAGUGGGCCGAGGACCCUUAA
This is a messenger RNA of Magnusiomyces paraingens, 495 nucleotides long. RefSeq lists its product as uncharacterized. The record is from RefSeq and is a predicted model, not a curated record. Gene Ontology annotation, biological process: SCF-dependent proteasomal ubiquitin-dependent protein catabolic process; mitotic cell cycle. Lineage: Eukaryota; Fungi; Ascomycota; Dipodascomycetes; Dipodascales; Dipodascaceae. The transcript has a single exon. The coding region runs from base 1 to 495 and encodes 164 amino acids. Gene Ontology annotation, molecular function: cullin family protein binding. Gene Ontology annotation, cellular component: cytoplasm; nucleus.